AUGCCUAAAAUCGUCGGUUUGGCUCUCCGCGGUCUGGAGUUCGUCUUCACGGUCAUCCUGCUGGGGCUCGUUGGCGCGCUCGAAAACAACUCCAGCGACAAUCCUGAAAGUGUGCACUUCAGCAUGUUCACUGCCGCAUUUUCCAUAGUCUUUCUGUUCUACCUGAUCCCUGCGACUUGGAGCGAGGGCCUUUCCGGCCACCCAAUUAUUCUCAUCGUUAUCGAUGCGCUGAAUGCCGUCUUCUUCUUCUGUGCUGCAAUCACUUUGUCUGCAAGAACUCGGGGACACAGCUGCGGUGACCACAGUUUUCUCAAUUCCAACUCUAUUGCCAAGGGGUCCUCAAGCCGAUGCCACGAGGCGCAAGCUGCAGCCGCCUUUUUCUGGUUUGGCUGGGCCAGCUACAUGGCAAGUCUCGCGCUGUCAGCUGUCGGUGCCAAAUCAGGUGCCAACCUCCGUCCUCGCCCCGCAGUCCAACGCCCUGGUAUGUCCCAGGUGUAA
Talaromyces rugulosus is the source of this 498-nucleotide messenger RNA. RefSeq lists its product as uncharacterized. Gene Ontology annotation, biological process: eisosome assembly; protein localization to plasma membrane. The record is from RefSeq and is a predicted model, not a curated record. Gene Ontology annotation, cellular component: eisosome; plasma membrane. The transcript has 2 exons. Lineage: Eukaryota; Fungi; Ascomycota; Eurotiomycetes; Eurotiales; Trichocomaceae. Bases 1 to 498 code for a protein of 165 amino acids.